AUAAGGCCAGGUUGAUGGCCGUCAGAAGUGAAUUGGGGUCUGCUUGGCUAAGGGCCAUUCCCAUUACAGCUUGUGGUGCAAGGCUUGACAAUGAUUCUAUUAGAGUGAGUUUAUGCUUGAGACUUGGGUUGCCGGUGGUGUCAGGUUACAGAUGCUUUUGUGGGGCGGAUGUUUCUCAGUUGGGUCACCAUGGUUUAUCGUGUAGGCUUGGUUCAGGAAGACAAGCAAGACACUCUGCCAUGAAUGAUUAUAUAUGCAGAUUAUUCCAAAAAGCAGAUAUACCUACCGUUAAGGAACCAGCAGGCCUACUAUCUGAAAGCAACUUCAGGCCAGAUGGUUACACCCUGGUACCGUGGUCCCAAGGUUGUUGUUUAUCAUGGGAUGUGACGUUUCCUCACACGUUAGCCGAAAGGUACAUAAAUUACACGGCUAUGAAGCAAGGUUCCGUUGCGGUGAAGGCUACUGAUUUCAAGAAUACUAAGUAUAAAGAUCUAAACGACAAAACGAGAGUUUUUGUUGCGAUCUGCGUGGAGACAUUUGGCCCAGUUGAUAAACAGACACAAUUAUUUUUUGAUAGCAUAGGUACUAAAAUAGUUGAAAAAUCUGGUGAUCCCAAUGAUAAAAUUUAUAUAAAGCAAAAUAUAUCGUUGUUGUUGCAAAAGUUUAAUUCAUUUUGUAUUUUAGAGAACAUUACUAAGUGCCCUUCUGGGCGAGACCCUGUACACUAA
Helobdella robusta is the source of this 728-nucleotide messenger RNA. RefSeq lists its product as hypothetical. The transcript has a single exon. The annotation marks the transcript as partial. NCBI's taxonomy places the organism in Eukaryota, Metazoa, Annelida, Clitellata, Rhynchobdellida, Glossiphoniidae. The record is from RefSeq and is a predicted model, not a curated record.